Molecule: messenger RNA, 1248 nt
Organism: Meriones unguiculatus (Mongolian gerbil)
Lineage: Eukaryota; Metazoa; Chordata; Mammalia; Rodentia; Muridae
Gene: Hspb6
Product: heat shock protein family B (small) member 6
Exons: 3
Coding region: 1-489 (162 amino acids)
Biological process (GO): protein refolding; response to heat
Molecular function (GO): structural constituent of eye lens; protein folding chaperone
Source: RefSeq, a predicted model, not a curated record
AUGGAGAUCCCGGUGCCCGUGCAUCCUUCCUGGCUGCGCCGCGCCUCAGCGCCUUUACCGGGUUUUUCCACUCCGGGACGUCUCUUUGACCAGCGUUUCGGCGAGGGACUGCUCGAGGCCGAGUUGGCGUCCCUGUGCCCCGCUGCGAUCGCCCCCUACUAUCUGCGUGCCCCCAGUGUGGCGCUGCCCACAGCCCAGGUGCCCACAGACCCCGGGCAUUUCUCCGUGCUGCUGGACGUCAAGCACUUCUCGCCGGAGGAAAUCUCCGUCAAGGUGGUCGGCGACCACGUGGAGGUCCACGCUCGGCACGAGGAACGCCCGGAUGAACAUGGAUUCAUUGCUCGCGAGUUCCACCGCCGCUACCGCCUGCCUCCCGCUGUGGACCCUGCUGCGGUGACCUCCGCGCUGUCUCCCGAGGGUGUCCUGUCCAUCCAGGCCGCACCAGCCUCGGCCCAGGCCCCGCUUCCGUCACCGACUGCUGCCAAGUAGGGGUCCGGGAGGUACAGGCCGCACCUGGGAGGCCUCUUCAGGCUACCUUUUAAAAGCCGAUCUGACUCCGUCGCCCAGCCAGAUGUCCCGAUCGCUGUCAAGACAGUCCUCCCAACCACGUCUAGAUGUCCUCCCCUGGGAGGGACCUCUCCACCCAAAACCCUACUGCGCCUUAGAAACCCAGACACCCACUUAGCCCCGCCCACAGCCCUCGGGCCCCGCCACGAGACCUCUGUAGUGAGAACACAACCCCACUGUCACCCUCAGCCUGCACUCAGGCUGUACUUCUAACUUUAGAACACCCCAGUGUGUCACCAGACAGUGUGGUAAGCGCUCCCUGAUUCCAGGCCUGUCACCCAAUUCACCGCAGUGACCAUUGGGCUAGCCAGUCUGGGGGCCAGCAGUGAUUCCACAUCAGAACACUACCGCCUGGUCCACCAGACCAGAUCCUGUUCUAUAACCUGACACUCCUCUGCCCCGGGCACCUAAAUUCUUGAAUCCUGUUCUGACCUCCAAUCCUUGGGAUACCUAUUCCUGACCAACCAUGACCCCCAAACUCAAAUUGUACAGACACCCCAACUUCCCCGGAUGUGCUAGGCGAUGCCCCAGAGCCCCUGAGCUCCUUUAUCCCGGCUCCCCAUUGGCAGCCAGCUCUCCCUACAGCCACCUCCACAUCUCAGUCACAUCUUCAUUCCCAACACUGUCCCUGUCACCACAGGCCUUCCUACCGCCAGUCCCCAAUAAAUGCGCUAGAGAUUU